GGCAACGGGACGCGGCUCCUGGGUGGCGAGCAGGCGCGUGUGUAGGGACGAAGUUUCGCUCUUGUUGUGUAGGCUGGAGUGCAAUGGCACAAUCUCAGCUCACUGCAACCUCUGCCUCCUGGGUUCAAGUGAUUCUCCUGCCUCAGCCUUCCAAGUAGCUGGGAUUACAGGAAUUAGAAAUGGAGUCAAUAUAUCUUCAAAAGCACCUCGGGGCAUGUUUAACUCAAGGUCUUGCAGAAGUGGCAAGAGUUCGCCCAGUGGAUCCAAUAGAAUAUUUAGCAUUGUGGAUUUACAAGUAUAAGGAAAAUGUGACCAUGGAACAACUGAGACAAAAGGAAAUGGCCCAGCUGGAGCGUGAAAGAGAAUUAGCUCUGAUGGAGCAGGAAAUGAUGGAGAAGCUCAAAGCAGAGGAGCUCUUACUUCAGCAGCAACAGCUGGCAUUGCAGCUGGAGUUGGAAAUGCAAGAAAAGGAGAGGCAGAGAAUACAAGAACUACAGAGAGCUCAAGAACAAUUAGACAAGGAGAUGAGAAUGAAUAUGGAAAAUCUAGUUAGGAGUGAAGAUACUCUACAUUCAGAGGAAGCAACACUAGACUCAGGCAAAACACUAGCUGAAAUCAGCGAUCGUUAUGGAGCACCUAACUUGAGCAGAGUGGAAGAACUUGAUGAACCAAUGUUUUCUGAUGUUGCAUUAAACAUUGAUCAAGAUUUGUAGGACCAACCAACCUAAGAGCAAUAAAUGUUUUUGUUUGUUUCAAAUUUCAAA
Nomascus leucogenys (northern white-cheeked gibbon) is the source of this 764-nucleotide messenger RNA. It is a transcript of the gene DYDC1, whose product is annotated as DPY30 domain containing 1. The coding region runs from base 180 to 713 and encodes 177 amino acids. Gene Ontology annotation, cellular component: Set1C/COMPASS complex. The record is from RefSeq and is a predicted model, not a curated record. The transcript has 8 exons. Lineage: Eukaryota; Metazoa; Chordata; Mammalia; Primates; Hylobatidae.